CGACUAAUUUCCCGAUCCCAAAUUCGACGUUUAAAAACCCUAGUCUCCGAGACCAGACGAUCAAAGUUUCGAUUUUUAGCAGCAACAAUGGUGAACAAUGUUGUCUCACUCGACAAGCUUAAAGCUUUCUGGCACUCUGAGGUUCACGACGAACAAAAAUGGGCCGUGAACAUGAAACUUCUUCGAGCACUUGGGAUGUUUGCAGGAGGAGUCUUUCUCAUGCGGAGCUAUGGUGAUCUCAUGGCAGUCUGAUCAAAGAUGAAAGAGCCUCGCUUAGUUUUCACUUUCUCAAAACUCUUGUAUUUCUCUAGAACUGGUCUUCAUGUUUCCGAUUUCAUCAAUGUGAUAUGAUCAAGCUUUGUGUCUUGGGAUUUUAUUAUAUGCUAUAAAGAGUUUAUUUUUCAUUCACAACCA
Molecule: messenger RNA, 414 nt
Organism: Arabidopsis lyrata subsp. lyrata
Lineage: Eukaryota; Viridiplantae; Streptophyta; Magnoliopsida; Brassicales; Brassicaceae
Product: mitochondrial import receptor subunit TOM5 homolog
Exons: 2
Coding region: 88-252 (54 amino acids)
Cellular component (GO): mitochondrion; mitochondrial outer membrane translocase complex
Source: RefSeq, a predicted model, not a curated record